UAAUUGAUACUCCAUUUUUCAGAACCCUAAGUCCUGAUACUCCAUUUUACCAGAACUCUAAAAACUUAUACUCCGUUUUAUCAGAUCUCAAAAAACUGAUACUCCGAUUUAUCAGAAAUCCCAAAACUGAUACUCCGUUUUAUCAAAACCCUAAUAAAUACCGACACUCCAUUUUAAUUUAAUCUAUUUAUCUUCUUUUUUCUUCUUUUUUUCAGAGUGUUGGUGCGUGAAUCGAGUUCGGGCGGGCUAGUGCGGGCGGUGUUGGAGAUCAGGGCGGUGACGGCGGCCGACGCGGGAGAAUACACGUGUCGGGCGACCAACCCCCACGGACACCACGCCCAGAUGUAUGAAAUAGCCAUCAUAGAACCUCCUACGGCGCCCUCGGGAGUGUCGGUGACGGACGUGACAAGCCGCUCAGCAAGGAUAUCCUGGUCUCUGCCUCAGCCAGCUGCCGUCACCAUACAGUAUCGAGCCGCGGAGGAGGAAUCGUGGGCGGUGCAUGGGCGCAACGUGAGCGUGGGCCAGUGGGCGUCUUCGCAUGUCCUCUCCGGCCUCACGCCCUACCAGGCCUAUGCCGUCAGGUUGAUGGCGCACAACGAUCUGGGGGUGUCGCAGCCGUCACACAUGCACGUCUUCACCACGCUGGAGGAAGCUCCGUCGGGGGCACCGCGAGACGUGAGGUUGGCUGCAGGAGGACCUCGAUCCUUGAUAGUGACCUGGCGCCCCCCGUCGCCCAACCUCCUGCACGGCACCCUCAGAGGCUACACCAUCGCCAUCCGCCGCCAGAACCUGCAAGGCCACCUCACCUUCAUCACCAGGCCGGCCUCGGUGCCGAAAGACGCCGACGGCUUCGAGCAGUACCAGGUGCGGGGGCUGAUCCCGGCCACCCUGUACGAGGUCGCCGUGCGGGCCUUCACGCGCGCGGGUCCGGGGCCGCUGUCCACGCCCAGGAUCGUGGAUUCUACGAGCCAUGACGCGCCCUCCUGUCCUCCUGCUGGAGUGUCAUGCCGAGGGUCAGGGCGUGGAGUGGUGAGGGUGUGGUGGUCGCAGCCGCCCACGCACUGCAGCCAGACUCCUGUUGCUGGCUAUACGAUCGUCGCGACGCCCACCACGCACACGCACCACCCUUCAGACAGCACAAAAUGGGAAGUCAACACAACCAACCUGGAAAAGAACCUAGACUCGCUCCCGCCAGCCACUAACAUCAGCGUGCGAGUCAAGGCCUUCAAUAACGUUGGCUAUAGUCCCUCCAACAAACCCGUUUUCUGCGUCACGGAGGAUGAUAUACCAGGCGCCCCUGGAAAGGUGCAGGUGACGGUGACUGGCCCGAGGAAGGUGCUGGUAACAUGGGUUCCGCCUCAGCCUCCUACAGGGAAUAUCCUUCAUUAUACGGUAUACUCCGUCAAGGACGACCAGGUGAGGGAUCGUGACGUCGUGGGCGCAGCUGGCUCGGAGUCCACGUGGAGGGAGCUCAGGGACCUUGCUCCUUCCUCUAGAAUCGAGGUGUGGGUGACAGCCACCACGGCCGCCGGUGAAGGUAACCCGUCACCUCGACUCACAGCUUUGCUCAAGCCCACAGCGACACACGCACCCGUAGCUCUGGGAGGCGGACGGACCUGGCGUGUGGGCGCAGGGGCUGGCGUUACCCUAGGCUGCCGUGGGCGUGGAAAGCCCGCGCCCUCCAUCGUGUGGUCGCGAGGAGGCCAGACCAUCACCUCCGGCCAGUUCACGCAACUGCUGCCUGGCGGGGACCUGCAUUUGACGGGUGUACGAGAGACAGCCAACUACACCUGCAAAGUGAGCAACACGAUGGGCGUGGACAGCCUCACGCAUCACGUCAUCGUCGUCACGAUGCCCCCGCCGCCCACUCUCUCCCUCGCUUACGCCACCCACGAUGCCCUGAACCUGACCAUCGUGCCCACGGGAGACGGCGGAGCGCCCAUCCUAGGUUACACCGUGCACCACCGUGGGCGUGCGGGCGAGUGGGUGGAAACGGAGGUGGACCCGGGCGUGGAGAGCGCGGCGGUGCGCGGCCUUCCCUGCGGGGCGCCGCACCACCUGUACCUGACGGCGUGGAACAGCCACGGCACCAGCCCGCCCAGCCCCGUGCUGGAGGUCAGCACGCACGGCGCUCCUCCCGGGCGACCUAACCCGGCGAAGAUCGUGGAGGUGAAUGCGACCUGUGUCACCCUCCGUCUGUACGCCUGGCCCGAGUCCGGCUGCCCCGUCACGCACUGGAAGGUUGAGCAAGGGAGCGAAGACCCCGCCGUUUUAUGGACGCCCUUACACGCCCACGUGACCAGAGACAUGACUGACCUUGGCUUGUGUGACCUGACCUCUGCGUCGAGGCAUCUCCUUCGCCUCACGGCCUCUUCCACUGCCGGAGACACGACCGUGGUUUAUCGCGUCACCACGAGAGAUCACACAGGAGGGUCCAUCGCAGCCGAGUCGGUGCAGGAGGUGCAAGUGAGCGGGCCUCCGGGCGUGGGCGGCUGGCUCGACGCCCACGUGGUCGCGGGGGUAGUGAGCGCCCUCUUGUUGGCCGCCGCCCUCAUCAUCUGCGUCUGCGUCGCCGUCAGGAGAAGGAGGUAUGGAGGUUACAGCAGGCAGGGCGAAAGCCUAGACAACAAGGGCGGCGGUGAGGACGACAACGCCCGCAACUCGGAGCUCACCCGCGCCCACCUCUACUCCCCGACGCCCACCAAGAAGCCGCGGGGCUCCUUGGCUUCCCUCAAGACGCAGGACGACGCCUCCGACCCGUACGAGAUCUGCCCCUACGCCACCUUCAGCGUGGGCAGUUCGGAAGGUACCUUAGAGUACGGUCUCUCCCUGCACGCUCUGACCCCCCGCGACUGCCUUGACCUCCCUGCCGCCCACAGUGACCGCCACCCGCACGAGGCUCCAGGAUACGCCCACCCACCCAGACAGCGAGCGCAGUCACACUACAAGGAAACAGCAGAGCUCGCUUACAUCAGCAACAGGAGUCGUGGAGAGUACAUAACCCGCCCGAAAUCUAUCCCUGGUAGUCAGCCCACACCUGCGCCUACCCCUGCGCCUACGCCCACGCCCAUCCCCAACACUGGAGCCACAGAGACGAGGGCGUGGGCCGAGGACCCCAGAAAGGACACCCGAAGUCGCCCGCAUCGCUCCAGGAGUCGCAACAGAGCCGACUCCGUCCGUCGCGACUCGAGCACGGAGAGCAACGACGCCUCCUCGCCCGUGCAGCAGCGCCACUACCAGCAGCCGCAGCACCACCACCACCCGCUCCCGCAGCCGCAGCCGCAGCACCAGGGGCAGGGGCAGCAGCCGCAGCCGCAGCAGGCACCGCAAGGGACGGGACCGACUGGACCGAUCGUGCGCGUGGGGCCGCACCCGCUGCCACCUGUUCGGCAUGCCAGAGCGCGCACCGAGUCCUCCUCGAGUGAGAGCUCCCCCUUGACCCCCCCGCGGCCCCUCCAUCCACCCUCGGCCUUCUCGGACUCGAGGGAGCUUUCCGAGGCCGAGUGUGACCGGGAGAUAUUCCAGAGCGACGGAGGCAGCGGCGGGGGCUCGAGGCCGAGGCGGCAGAGCGAAGGCGAAGACAUCAAGGCGGAGCUGACUGUGCUCCUUCAGCGGUACAAGCAGCAGCAGGAGGUGCAGCAGCAGCAGCUACAGCAGGCCAAGACCUCAAGAGGAGCAGAUAAAAACCCUUACACCAUCAACGUGUAGCGGCUCCUCUUGCUGAAUGGUCUCGCUUCUACUUUUGAUCGGAGACAUCGAGAGGGAAAUUCUAUAUUUUUGCAACCAGUAGCGACUAUAGCUGAGACUGAGUGUCGGUGCACGUCUGCAUAUUUGAUCUUUGCUAAUGAGUGUCAGCCGCUCCCCUUACAACAUGUCCUUCGCCCUGAAAGUACCCAGACCCACAUCCCCUUCCCGGCGAGCGUCCCUCAAGUCAUCCUGUCAUCACAAUGCCCCUCUUCAUUCAUUCAAACUCACCUUCUGGGAGAACUCGCUCAUGUUUCUGAAUUCGAUGGACACACCGUCAGAAAUACACGAACCUUUCUUUCAUCAUCAAUACUACGAUAAAAAAAAAAACAUUAAUGCCGCUUGUAAUUGGUUGAUGUUCUGCGUCAUGUUCCUCACCACUCAUUGUGUUUUUGUCUUACACUCUGCCCCCGCCCUCUCAUCUCAUCAGUGAAUACCGCCAUUUCAUCCCCUGAAACCCACCACUCCUGGAAGAUAAUAUCUCUGAAAUGUGUUGUGAUAUUUGACUUUAAAUUAUGUACUGGGAUCUUACAUGUUCCAUAGCCCAAAGAAUGUUGUAUGUGUGAUUAGAAUUUAAUAAAGUGAAUAGCAUAUGU
Messenger RNA from Penaeus chinensis, 4340 nucleotides. RefSeq names its product Down syndrome cell adhesion molecule-like protein Dscam2. The transcript is spliced from 20 exons. Gene Ontology annotation, molecular function: protein binding. Gene Ontology annotation, biological process: cell-cell adhesion. The coding region runs from base 343 to 3708 and encodes 1121 amino acids. NCBI's taxonomy places the organism in Eukaryota, Metazoa, Arthropoda, Malacostraca, Decapoda, Penaeidae. The record is from RefSeq and is a predicted model, not a curated record.